This is a messenger RNA of Onychostruthus taczanowskii (white-rumped snowfinch), 250 nucleotides long. Its product is annotated as protein PET117 homolog, mitochondrial. Gene Ontology annotation, cellular component: mitochondrion. The record is from RefSeq and is a predicted model, not a curated record. Lineage: Eukaryota; Metazoa; Chordata; Aves; Passeriformes; Passeridae. The transcript has 2 exons. Gene Ontology annotation, biological process: mitochondrial respiratory chain complex IV assembly. The coding region runs from base 5 to 250 and encodes 81 amino acids.
GGCCAUGUCGCGGGGCUCCCGCCUGGCGCUGGCCGUCUCCGCGCUGCUCUCCGCCGCCAUCGUGGCGGCCGUGCACAUCCAGCAGCGCCGGGAGCUGGAGAGGCUGCGAAGUGGCGUUGUCAGAGAUCUUGAGCGUCAGAAGCAGAAAAAGGAGAACAUUCGCCUGUUAGAAGAGCAGAUUGCUCUGACAAAGCAGCUCACUGAAGAGAGAGACAAGGCGCUAAUGGAAAAACGUUCCCAGCAGUCCUAG